This is a messenger RNA of Talpa occidentalis (Iberian mole), 10206 nucleotides long. It is a transcript of the gene SETBP1, whose product is annotated as SET binding protein 1. The coding region runs from base 4308 to 9086 and encodes 1592 amino acids. Gene Ontology annotation, molecular function: DNA binding. NCBI's taxonomy places the organism in Eukaryota, Metazoa, Chordata, Mammalia, Eulipotyphla, Talpidae. The record is from RefSeq and is a predicted model, not a curated record. The transcript has 6 exons.
GUGUUGUGGCUCUGUGCUGGUCUUUCUCUUACAAUCUUAAUCAAUAGAUGUGAGUCUGUUUCUGGGGCUCUCUGGUUUUGGGACUCUGCAGAGAGAGGAAGGAAUUCCCUUAAAAGCAGACGAAUGCCUUUUUUGAAAGCACGCAUUGUGUGCGUUUCUUAGAGGAGCCUUGGGCUUGGGAAUUCACGGCAGGCUUCCCCGGUCGGUGGUUUCCAGUGGGAAAUCACUCCGGAAAGGGAGCCCUUCAGCAUCGAUUUAUUGUUUUUGUCUUUCAAACCAUUAUCUCUUUGACUAAAAUACUGUCUGAGAAGUUCCACAGAGACCGGCAGGUAGACUGGACCGAGCAGAUCUUUAGCAAGAUGGUGAUAACGGUGAUGCUGUUUUUGGUGUCUGUGAUGGAAGCAUUGUUGGGUAAUAGCAAUUUCUGAUCGGUAGAGCAUGCUGCUUCUAAAAAAAUAAGUAACUGCCGAAAUGCUGUCUCCAAUCCCCCUCCCUGCACACUGCAAGCACCCGCCUCUCGCGGACCCACGCCGCUCACAACCAUUCUGAAAUUCCAUCCGACUGGAAAUAUUUUCUUUGGAGAUCGGGAAGUUGUGCAGUUGGCAGCAGGAGAUGGGGCUGGAGGUACUGUGGUUGUAGAGAGAGGGUUCUCCUCGCCCCCGAUGCUGAAUAUAUUCUUUAUGUCUGUCUGUGUGGGUUCUGAGUGUGUGUCUAUCUGUCUGAAAGGGCUGUUAGGGAAGGAUUUCCGAUUCGUUUCCGCUUCAAAUAAACUGUCCUGAUAAUCUCAUGGUUGACGUCUAACGCUAAAAGGGCAAUCUGUGUGUCUCUUUAUCCCUGCUGAAACUCUCCUCCCAAAGGGCAGUUAUUCUGGAAUUCUAGAGCAGCUACUUUUUCUUCCAAACAACUCCCCUCCCCAGUCACCUUCUUUCCUAAAGUUUGGUUGGAGUCCAUGGUCUUGAAGGAAACACUAGUAUUACUGGUUUUUAUCUGGGAUUAGUUUUCAUUCUUUUUCUUUCCUUUACUCUGCAUCCUGUUUUUCCUCAGUUCCUGUAAAUUUGUACCAAACAUUCAUUUCAUGAAACAGUUGUCACCAAAACUAAAAUUACCUGGCACUUCGGUACCAUCUCUUGCCCUACUUCAGUUUCUAUAGGUAAAUCGGAUGUGCCCCAACCACCAAAUUUAUCUUCAUCUGCAAAACUCUGUGUGUGUGUGUGUGUGUGUUGGGGGGCAGGAGUAGGGUAGAGAACAGGAGGGACUUGGAUAGGAAGGGUGUUGUUCUGUUCAGACUCGCUCUGCAACACUGGGGCCAGACCUGCACUGUCUGGGAGAGUUUCCUUUGCACACCCUGGUUAGAUGUUGUCUGGCUGGGAUGGAGAGGCGGGGCCAGCUGACCAGGGGUGUGUGAGGGAGGAGAAAGUUUGUAGCACUUUAAAAUAUAGUAGUUUUACUAUCCCAGGUUACUCCCUCCCCCUUUCUUCUGAUUUCUGUGGCUGCAGCCAUCCUUAGACUCCUGGAGGUGUGAUCCUUUGGCCCAGAGAUGGAGUAAGAGUUUUCAGAGCACAGUUGAAGAUGCUGUGUUCUCAUCUGUACUUCACAGCAGUCCCUGCUAUCAGAAAAGGGGGUUAGGACAGAGUGUUUGGGGCCGAUGGGAAAAGUAUGGUUGAACAGAGAAUGAGCAAACUUUAGGUACUGUAGCCAGAGGUGAAUAGGAGACCAGAAACUUUUGAAAAUGCUGCUUUGCACACCCUCUCCCUUCCCCCAUUAAGAAAAAGAGUCUGUCUUGGGAAGUUGAAUUGGUGUUAGAGCUGAGCUGUGGGAGCUGCUAGCCACUACAGUAAUCUGAGCUGUGCUGGGGGAGGAGGUGGUGAGCGAAAGCCGGAGGAGGGAAACCGACUUGUCUCUCUUAGCAGGGAAAAUAGAUGUGUCACUGGAAUAAACAAACUGGAGGUGGGGGAGGGGGUGGCCUGUACUGAACUUAAGGAGGAGUGGCUGAGAGACAGCAUGUCUUUAGGAAGGGGCCACUUUUAGCUUGGGAGAAAAUAUCAACUGCCUUAUAUGUUCAUGAAUGGGCCAGGCAAGUGAAGGUUUGUAAUCUGAUCUUUUGUAUGUUACCAUCAGAAUGUUACAUAGGAAGGCACUGCUGGCAGGGCAGGUUCAGGGCUUCAGGCAAGGGAAGCCCAGGGAUAUCCCUGUAUGAACCAAGAAGCCCCUCUGUGCCAUAAGGGUUUCUGGUCACUUGCUUGCAUUAUUCCUGGCUAGCUACUUUGUAAAUCACCUGACCUACAUGAGGGCUGGUGGUGGUGGGAGUGGAUAACACAGUGCUUGCUCACUUGAUGGAUUUAGUUGAGAAUGGUUGGUGGGGAGAGGCAAAGAGGCAGGGGCAGGAGUUUGCUGAAGAAGAAACAAAUAGGUAGGCACUUCCCCCUGGAUCUCUGAUUCUGUUUCUGCUGUUACCUUGACUUUCAAUUCCAUUAGGGGCUGAAUCAAUACUUGUCUGGCACAAAAAUGUACAUCUAGGAGAAGAGCGUUCUUUUAAUCUUGUCAUUAUUUUUAGUUGUACUUUAAUUUCUACCCUGAACCUUCUAUAUAAUAUGCAAAAGGAAGAAGAUGAGAAGUGGCUAGAUAGAUGGGAUGUCCUUUCUGGAUUCUUGCAGAGACACUGAAACUUGGCUGGGCCUCAGCCUCCCAGAAUGCCAGUUUUUCCCUUGGAGACUUGAAGUUUUAAUUGAAACCAGAAAGCUAUUGAAGGCAGGCCCAGCCAAAUGAAACUUUGUUUUCUCUGCUGCUCAGGAAUGGGAAAUAAAUAAUUUUUUGCUGAUGGCAUUUCAAGUUGCUUCAGUUCUGCUCCUGCCAGAAGAAUCGGGUAAAUUAUUAUUAACACAUUAGUAUUGUCAGGAGUUGCAGUGCCUUAAAACACAAAAUGGGAUGAUAUUAUUGAAUUUGCCGAAGAACCCCUGUGUGGGAGAGGUCUCCUCGAAGGGGCUGGGGUAAGAGGGCAGGAAGCUGCCCUUGUCCUAGAGAGGAAGCAACACUGGCCUGAAAAAGGGAAGCCUCCUUGCCACACAUCACUGGGCCAGAUACUAGGGUUCCUGUGAAGGAGGGAACAAAACAAUCCAAUUCCACUCUUACAAGAACUAUAUUAGGAAACUUGGUGAGCUUUCCAAAAUGUUUUGGGCCAGGUGGGUAAGGAAUACUAACAGCCUACCUAUCACCCUAGGUUUGAGAUUCUUUUAGAACUGCUCCUAAAGGCAACCCUGGUAUUUCAGAUUCCUCAUGAAGUGGCAGACACGUUGGGCCAGUCACAUACUUGCUAAGAGCAGAAAAGAAAAACCAAGGUGCCAAGUGAAAGCAGGGUGAAGAUGCCAGUCUGCCCUCUUGUUUGGCUCUGAGUUUCCAUUUUCACUUGGCCUUUUACUAGAUUCUGAUGCCCCCAUUAGACAUAGCAUGUUGUGGUAACAUAAAGUUUUAGGGUAAAAUGGCAACCUUAGAGAACUGAGUCUAAAGUUAGUGACCAUUCCACUUCUUAGCUGGAAGUCUUAAAGGUUAAGAUCAGAGCCGCUUUCCUUUCAGUUGGUUUUUACCUCUUACUCAACCUUCGCGAAUACCCUCGAAGGUUGGAAAAGCAUUCUUUUUUAUGGACUUUGGAUAAAAAUGUGUAGUGGUCUUCCCAUCCAGUUCAGGGCAAAUGAUGCCAGGUCAAAUGGAGAAAAUGAAGGACCCUGACGCCCAUAGGACCCAUAGGGAGGAAGCAACCUCCCUUGCUCAGGAAUGAUGAUGGAUUGACUUAAAGACCCUUUAAUAAUUACAGGCAGAGCCAGCUGAGCUGACCCCCCCAAGGCAGGUAGAGACUUCUGCCUCUCCAAGUGCUGGGGAGGAGCAGAGGGCUAAUGAGCAGAUGACUUUUAGAACUUUGUCAGUUCAGAAGAACAUUUCCUGGCCCAACUUAUCACUUCUUGUUAAAAAUAGUACCUUUCAUAUGCAUGGCACUAGUUGUUUUAAAAAGUAUCUUCAUAUUACAUCUGCCCUCUUGAUUCUCCUAAAGAUCAAGACCAGAUAAGCAUCUUAACUCCAUUCAGAAGAUGAGACAAUUGAUACCUGACUUGAUGAAAUGACAAAAGUUGGUGGCUGAGCUGGGAUCAAACAGUUGCAGAUUUGAUCUCUUCUGAACACCUCACCGUGUCUCCAUCCCUGGGACUCUGAACCCAGCAGCUGGACCACUUUUUCCUUGGAAUUUUGGGUGUCCUCUCAUCUCACUUUUCCUUUUUCCCUUUCCCCUCCUGAGAACUCCUGAAGACUGUUGGAUUGUCAUGGAGUCCAGGGAAAUCUUAAGCAGCUCCCGGCAAAGGGGGGGCGAGUCGGAAUUCCUGCCAGUCUCCUCAGCCAAGCCCCCGACUGUCCCUGGUUGUGCAGGAGAACCUUUACUCUCUGCUGCAGGAACUGGGAAGGGGAUCCCGGUGGGUGGAGAACGCAUGGAGCCAGAGGAGGAGGAUGAACUGGGCUCAGGGCGGGAUGUGGAUUCCAACUCCAAUGCUGACAGCGAGAAAUGGGUGGCAGGAGAUGGCCUGGAAGAGCAGGAGUUUUCUAUCAAGGAGGCAAACUUCACAGAGGGGAGUCUGAAGCUGAAGAUUCAGACCACGAAGCGGGCUAAGAAACCCCCAAAGAAUCUGGAGAACUAUAUAUGCCCACCUGAGAUCAAGAUCACCAUCAAGCAGUCUGGGGACCAGAAGGUAUCCCGUGCUGGGAAAAAUAGCAAAGCUAUGAAGGAAGAGGAAAGAAGCCACUCCAAAAAGAAGCUCCUCGCAGCCAGUGACCUUGCAGUCAGCGACCUCAAAGGAUUUCAGCCACAGGCUUACGAGCGGCCACAGAAACACUCAGCUCUCCAUUAUGACCCAGGCCUCCCACAGGACUUCACCGGUGACACCUUAAAACCAAAGCACCAGCAAAAAAGCAGCAGCCAGAAUCACAUGGACUGGUCCACCAACUCUGACAGUGGACCUGCCACUCAGAAUUGCUUCAUCAGUCCAGAGUCUGGCAGAGAAACUGCAAGCACCAGCAAGAUCCCAGCUCUUGAGCCCGUGGCUUCCUUCGCAAAAGCCCAGGGUAAGAAAGGCAGUGCAGGAAGCACGUGGAGCCAGUUGUCCAACAGCAGCAAAGAUCUGCUCUUGGGAGCUGUGGUUCCAUCCCCCAGCAACCACAGCUCACCAGCCCCACCCAGCAGCUCUGCCGAGUGCAAUGGGCUUCAGCCCUUGGUAGACCAAGAUGGAGGGGGUGCAAAGGAGCCCCUGGAAACACCUACUAUAAGCAGCAAGAAAAAGUCCAGUAAAAAAGAUGUGAUAAGUCAAACCAUACCAAACACCGACCUGGACUGGGUCAAGAAUGCACAGAAAGCAUUUGACAUUACAGAAGGGAAAAGGGAAGGCUACUCUGCAGAUAAUGCCCAAGAGGCAUCACCAGCCAGGCAGAAUGUGAGUGCCGUGAGUAAUCCUGAAAAUGACUCAAGUCAUGUCCGGAUCACUAUUCCUAUCAAGGCGCCCUGUCUCGACCCAAGCAGCCAUAAGAGGAAAAAGCGAACGUCCAUCAAAGCAGUGGUGGAAAAGAUCAUGCCAGAGAAAGCCCUGGCUUCUGGAAUCUCUAUGAGCAGUGAGGUAGUAAAUAGGAUACUCUCCAACCCUGAUGGAAAUAAGAAAGACCCCCGUGUUCCUAAGUUGGGGAAAAUGAUAGAGAAUGAGACCCCCUCAGUUGGUCUUGACACCGGUGGAAAUGCUGAGAAGGUUGUCCCCGGAGGCAUGUCUAAGCAGCGGAAGCCGGCCUUGGUCAUGACGCCUCCAACACGCACGGAUCACUCGCCAUCAAGAAAGCUGCCUGAAAUCCAGCAUCCAAAAUUUGCUGCGAAACGGCGGUGGACGUGCAGCAAACCCAAGCCCACCAGUAUGCUUCGAGAGGCGGUGAUGGCCACCUCCGAUAAGCUGAUGGUCGAACCGCCGUCUGCCUAUCCCAUCACCCCAUCCAGCCCUCUGUACACCAACACAGACAGUCUUACUGUGAUCACGCCAGUCAAAAAGAAGCGGGGACGACCAAAGAAGCAGCCUUUGCUCACGGUUGAGACAAUUCACGAGGGGACUUCCACCAGUCCGGUCAGCCCCAUCAGCCGGGAGUUUCCUGGCACCAAGAAAAGAAAGAGACGACGCAGUUUAGCCAAGUUGGCCCAGCUGGUGCCAGGAGAGGACAAACCUAUGAGCGAGAUGAAAUUUCACAAAAAAGUUGGAAAGCUUGGGGUGUUGGAUAAGAAGACCAUCAAAACUAUCAAUAAGAUGAAAACACUGAAGAGGAAAAAUAUCUUGAAUCAGAUCUUGUCCUGCUCCAGCAACAUCGCUCUGAAGGUCAAAGCGCCUCCGGAAACCAGCCCUGGAGCAGCGGCCAUCGAGAGCAAGCUGGGCAAGCAGAUUAACGUCAGCAAGAGAGGAACCAUCUACAUUGGCAAGAAGAGGGGCCGGAAGCCAAGGGCAGAGCUGCCACCCCCAUCCGAAGAACCCAAAACAGCCAUCAAGCACCCAAGGCCUGUCUCUAGCCAGCCGGAUGUUCCAGCCGUGCCUUCCAACUUUCAGUCACUUGUGGCAUCUUCACCAGCAGCUAUGCACCCACUUGCCACACAGUUAGGUGGGUCCAAUGGCAACCUGAGCCCCGCCAGCACUGAAACCAAUUUUUCAGAGUUGAAAACUAUGCCAAAUCUCCAGCCCAUCAGUGCUCUUCCAACCAAAACCCAAAAGGGAAUCCACAGCGGAACCUGGAAGCUGUCUCCACCCAGACUGAUGGCCAACUCACCUUCACACCUUUGCGAGAUUGGGUCACUCAAGGAAAUCACGCUGUCCCCUGUGAGUGAGUCGCACAGUGAGGAGACCAUCCCGAGCGACAGUGGCAUUGGGACGGACAACAACAGCACGUCUGACCAAGCGGAGAAGAGCUCAGAGUCCCGACGCAGGUACUCUUUUGAUUUCUGCUCCCUGGACAACCCGGAGGCCAUUCCGUCUGACACCAGCACAAAGAACCGGCAUGGCCACCGGCAAAAGCAUCUCAUUGUGGACAACUUUCUGGCCCACGAAAGCCUCAAGAAGCCAAAGCACAAGAGGAAACGGAAAAGCCUGCAAAACCGCGAUGAUCUCCAGUUUCUGGCAGACCUGGAAGAGCUCAUCACCAAGUUCCAGGUGUUCAGGAUCUCCCACCGGAGUUACACCUUUUACCAUGAGAAUCCGUAUCCCAGCAUUUUUCGGAUUAAUUUUGAUCACUACUACCCGGUGCCAUAUAUCCAGUAUGACCCGUUGCUCUAUCUUCGUAGGACUUCAGACUUGAAGUCAAAGAAGAAGCGUGGUAGGCCUGCAAAAACCAAUGACACCAUGACAAAGGUGCCUUUUUUACAAGGGUUCAGCUACCCUAUUCCCAGUGGAAGUUACUAUGCACCCUAUGGAAUGCCUUACACGUCAAUGCCUAUGAUGAACCUUGGUUAUUACAGUCAGUACCCAGCUCCUUUGUAUCUGUCGCACACGCUGGGGGCAGCUUCCCCAUUCAUGAGGCCGACAGUGCCACCACCUCAGUUCCACACAAGCUCCCACGUGAAGAUGUCUGGUACAGCGAAGCAUAAAGCCAAGCAUGGAGUGCACCUGCAGGGACCUGUAGGCAUGAGCCUCGGCGACAUGCAGCCGUCCCUGAACCCUCCCAAGGUGAGCAGUGCCAGUCUGUCUGGCGGUCGGCUCCACAAGAGGAAACACAAACACAAGCAUAAGCACAAGGAAGACCGAAUCCUGGGGACCCACGACAACCUGAGCGGUCUCUUUGCAGGCAAAGCCACGGGCUUCUCCAGCCACAUCCUGAGCGAGCGACUGAGUGGUGCAGACAAAGAACUCCAGUUGGUGAGUGAGAAGAACAAGCAUAAGGAAAAACAGAAGCACCAGCACAGUGAAGCCGGUCACAAAGCUUCUAAGAACAACUUUGAGGUGGAUACCCUGUCUACGCUGUCUCUUUCUGAUGCCCAGCAUUGGACGCAGGCCAAGGACAAAGGGGAAUUGAGCGCUGAGCCUGCAGACUCGUGCACAAAGAGGUACUCUGGCAGUGGAGGGGAUGGUGGCAGCACAAGACCGGAGAGCCUGGACGUGUUCGGUGAAAUUAACCCUUCGAGUGACAAGUGGGACAGUGACAUGACCGGGAGUAAACGGAGGAGCUAUGAAGGCUUUGGGACGUACAGGGAAAAGGACCUCCAAGCCUUCAAGGUGAACCGCAAGGAGAGAAGCUCUUAUGACUCCUCCCUGUCUCCAGGAAUGCCAAGUCCCCACUUAAAAGUGGACCAGACAGCAGCUCACAAUAAGAGCGAGGGCUCGGUGUCCACUGUGAUGACCAGGAAGAAGCCUGUCACUGUUGACAGUGUUGCAGUUCCGUCCAGCCCAGUGUUAUCUCUCCUUGCUGCCUCUGCAGCAACGUCGGAUGCAGCCAGCUCCUCCCUGAAGAAGCGCUUCAAGCGUCGGGAGAUAGAAGCCAUCCAGUGCGAGGUGCGGAAGAUGUGCCACUACACCAAGAUUCUGUCCACCAAAAAGAACCUGGACCACGUGAACAAGAUCCUGAAGGCCAAGCGGCUGCAGAGACAAUCAAAGACAGGCAACAACUUCGUCAAGAAGAGGAGAGGGCGGCCCCGAAAGCAGCCCAACCAGUUCGAUGAAGACUCCAGAGACCAAAUGCCAGUGCUGGAAAAAUGCAUCGACCUGCCGAGCAAAAGAGGUCAGAAGCCCAGCCUGAGCCCGCUUGUGCUAGAGCCGGCUGCCAGCCAAGACACCAUCAUGGCCACCAUCGAGGCAGUCAUCCACAUGGCCCGGGAGGCGCCACCCCUCCCACCCCCACCCCCGCCCCUCCCGCCCCCACCCCCGCCCCCACCCCCACCUUUGCCCAAGACACCCCGAGGCGGAAAGAGGAAACACAAACCUCAGCCUCCAGUGCAGUCCCCGCAGCAGCCGCCCCCACAACAGCCCCUUCCCCAGGAGGAGGAGGUCAAGGCCAAAAGGCAGAGGAAAUCCCGAGGGAGCGAGAGCGAUGGCCUUCCCUAGGGUGGGUCUGGGCUUCCGAACCUGGGGCUGGGGGAACUGACACAUUGCAAGUGCAGUGAGCGGGUGGGGCGGACUCCCCCGCUGCAGGGACACCACCAAGGCCCUUCUCUGCAGAAGCUGGGCCGGCAGAUGCGGGCCAGAUAACCAGGCUGGAGCCACCAUCAUUAGCUCUUGGGGAAGCAAAGCAGGGGGAUACCUUCAGGAAAAGCGUGUCUGCUUUACAGCGGUUCCCAUCCAAGCGGCGCCUCGGUAUGGCUAGAUCCGUUAUAGGCCAGCACAAGACCCAUCAAGGAGGAGGAAGCUGGUGUUGCUCUCCCACAGCCACCUGACCUCCGCAUCCAAGGUGCGUCCUUGAUUCCAUUGCAUUUGCUGGCCAGGAAAAAUUGAAAGGGAAUCACCCUCAAUUAGGAAAUAUUCCACGGGGAGAAAAAAAAGCUGCAGAUGUUUCAGCUGGCUUUGUUGUCACCUGCUUCCAUUUAUCUGGUUUUUAUUUCUCUUGGUUUUUCAAGCUCGGCUAGGCUUUGGGGCACCAAUGUCAUCUUCAGGUGACCUGAAUCAUUCCGUUAACAAUAAAUACAGUUUCUCAGAUGGAAUCAUUUAAUCAGAAGGUGGAAUUCUAGUGAUAGGCAACCCUAGACAUAGAUUCAUAUUCUUGUACGCCUCCUCUAUCCCAGGUACGCUGAUACUUAGCACGCUCUCUUCUGACUUUUUCUUUGCCCAUUGUGCUUCCAUAUACCUUUUCAUUAACUUACUUGCUACCUUCUUUUUCCUUGGCACACACCUAAGUAAUGUAAACUUUACCUGUGUUGUAAUGUUCACCCUUGGUAUGCUUUAAAUCCCAAUCAUUGUGUGAAACAAAUUACUCAGAGUGGAUACAGCUUUUUUAAUAAGUGAGUUAGAGCAGCCAAGGAUAUGUUGGCCCAGGUGUCAACCAGGUUAUUUUUAUUCUUCAAACAUAUCAGCAGAAAAUAGGCAGCAUAAAAAGAUUUUAAUACCCCAUGUGAAUGGAAUAACUGACAAAUCACCAAAAAUUGAAACCCCAGACCCACCAGAAAGACAAGUGUCUAGCAAUGCCUUGAUAUGUGAUUUUUUUUCAUACAAAUAACUAUCAUAAGUUGUU